Planococcus citri (citrus mealybug) is the source of this 1563-nucleotide messenger RNA. Its product is annotated as mediator of RNA polymerase II transcription subunit 25-like. NCBI's taxonomy places the organism in Eukaryota, Metazoa, Arthropoda, Insecta, Hemiptera, Pseudococcidae. Gene Ontology annotation, biological process: positive regulation of transcription by RNA polymerase II. The record is from RefSeq and is a predicted model, not a curated record. Bases 178 to 1416 code for a protein of 412 amino acids. Gene Ontology annotation, cellular component: transcription regulator complex; mediator complex. The transcript has 7 exons.
ACAACAGCAGCAGCAGCAGCAGCAGCAGCAGCAACAACAACAAUUACGAAUGGUUGGGCCGAAUCCCAUGAUGGGUCAACAACACCGUGGCAUGGGCGGUAUGAUGGGUAAUCCGCAAGCAAUGAAUCCUCCACAAACCGAGUUCCAACGACAGACCAUUUGGCGUGGAGUAUUGGAAUGGAACGCGACAAGCAAGCUAAGGAUGCCACCGAAACCCUCAAGUCAGUUCCGUGCGCUGUUACUUCGAAUGCGAAAGAUGGCGAACCGGAAGUGAAAGUUGACAAUUGGCCACCGAAAUUAGUCAUGCAGCUUUUGCCUAAAGCAUUGAUAAGUAACAUAGGCGGAGGUUAUUUGAAGAAUUCUACGUCCGUGGUAUUUCAUCCGUCUCCUUGUCCAGCUUUAGAUGCAUUGACCAAAGUGAUGAGUGGUAACUUUGCCGGAUGUAUACAGUUCAACAAUUCCAAUUCUCCAGAUGGCAAUUUAAAAGUGCUUAUUUUGCUGUAUGCGGCGGAUAAAAAAGUGUACCUCGGUUUCAUUGCAAAUGAUCAGACGGCGUUUGUUGAACGAUUUCGUAGCUUGAUACAGCAGCGUAAAAAUAAUCAAAUUAUGAGAAAAACGCCGGCUGGUUCUCAAGGCUCGAGUACGACCGGAUCGCAAACACCAGUUCCGGGUGAUAAUGUUCAAAGACUACUGCCCGGAUGUAUGACGCCUGUUGGCUUUAUGAGUAAUCUGAUGAAUGGACAACAAUCUCACAUGGGAGGACUCGUGGCGGGAGGUUCAGUUUCGCAAACAUCAAAGAACGGGCAAUCCAUCUUUCCAUUAUAUCAGAAUGUUAACCUAAUGAAUCAAAUGUAUGCUGAGGGGAAAGCUUAUAUGGAAAAGCUAUAUUUAAACCAUUUGAACGCACCUCAAGGUUCGAUCGGCCCGACGAUGGUUGCUGGCAAAAUUAAUAGUUGCAACGUAAUAAAUGGUCCAGUAGCGUUGCCCGGGAACACGAUGCCCAAUCGUUAUCCCUCUACCGGCCAUUCCAUGGAAACAACUGUAGAGGCAGCACUAACUAAAAACGUUGUGCAAUCCAUUCAGCGGGCGAAUGCAACACAAUUGGUUCAGGAUUAUCUGAAUCGUCCACAAGGUUCAACUGUUCCACCUGUCGACGCCAUGCUCACUUUGCUCAAUUCUCAUGGCAUUCUUGAUGCAAAACCGACUGGACAACCACAAGAUCCAAUAAUGGCCAUGCACCGCAACACCGUGCCCAGUUCUGGUAUUGUUGUUAACGGUGCACUAGCGGAAAUGCCAUCUCCACCGCAGGAAAACAUGUCCGGAAUUAGUCAGCUCGGACUAGCGUCGGCUGAGGUUAAGCAAGAAAAGAUGGAAUCCCAGCAAUCUGAGAUCGAAGACGACUUCGAAUUGAUAUGAAAUAGGACUAUUAUAUAGGAGAAAGAAUUUUCGAACUUUGUAAUUUCUCGCCUCAAGUAUACGUUCAUAAUAAAACAUAUACGUUAUACGACUUACGUUUUUUGUCACGUGUGUAAUUAAUUAUUUUUCAAUACAUUUUAAACCAAA